Messenger RNA from Drosophila erecta, 2855 nucleotides. Its product is annotated as zinc finger CCCH domain-containing protein 13. The coding region runs from base 90 to 2753 and encodes 887 amino acids. The record is from RefSeq and is a predicted model, not a curated record. The transcript has a single exon. Lineage: Eukaryota; Metazoa; Arthropoda; Insecta; Diptera; Drosophilidae.
CCUAAGGUUUGGAGCAAAAAAAUACAUAUAACGACAAAAUUGUAGUAGUAAAUGAAAAUUAAGAGUGGUCCAAUCCGAUCCCACCGGAAAUGCACAGGAAGGGGUUGCAGGCGCAGCGCUCCGCUGGCCGGGAAAACGAUCCACCACAGUUCAGAAGGCGCGACUUUCAGGACUACCGCUCCCAACGGGCGGAGACGUACUCCUCGAUCCGAACAGGAAAGCCACAUUGCGACCCCAACAAGAACGAGGAAAUCACACGGUUGGCCAACACCCUCGCCGCCGAUGGCAGUGGGCGACCCUUCGACAUGGUCAAAGACGACGUGCUGCUAGCUUGGCAGCAGAGUCCUCACAAGGACACGUUGGGCUUCUAUGGCGUAGGGUCGCCCACCCACCAGCCCGAGUCGGUGGUGUUCAACCAGGUGGUCGCCGCCUGCUUGGUCAAGGUCAACGGUGGCGGCACUCAGCGGAGGAACUCUAAACCGGCUAGGAAGACAUCCCCAAGGGAUAUGCUGGCGGAAAAGAACCAUACCCCUCAGAUAUGCAAGCCUUUAGUUUUGAACCGCCAGGCAUUGCAGUCGGAUCUCCAGCAGAUUCCCCACGUUCAACAGCAGCUGGAUCCCCGAAAAGCAUUCGAGGCGCUAUACUGCACGGAUUCUCCUCAGGUCACUCGCGAUUCCACUAGAGUGGCGCGCCAGCUGUACACUGGCAUUUCCAGGGCUCAGGUUUUCGACAUGGAGCCUGCGACAAGAAGAGAUCCACGUGGUCUGCGUGGCACUGGUCGCCACUGGUACUGCCCCCCGGAUUGCUUAGAGCCGCGCCUUGGCUGCACUCAGUACGAGUGGGCCAAGAACAAGCUGGAUGCUCAUCCCCUUAGCAAGGAAGCAAAGGAGCACAAGAGUCCGGAAUCAAUGAACUACGAUCAGCUGUACAGCAGAAUCCUUAAGUUCUUUGAGCAAAACCAUUCUGCAGAUCCGCUUUGCGAGUCCUAUGAGAAAUGCUGCAGGCCGAAAAGGUCCCAUGGAAAGGAUAACCAAGUACCCAGAGAUCCCAGUAAGCCCGGUAAGCCUUUGGGCGAUCUAGGUGAUCCAAUGGGGAAAGGAAAGCGCGAAACAGGAGAGACAGAUAAAGUAACUGGAGGGCGAGACGAAGGAACCGCAGAUAAAGGGGAUAAAGGAGAUGGCAAGGAUAGAAAUCGAGUCAAUGACAAAUAUAAACCAGAAGUUAACGAUAAAGAAAGCGACAAGAACAUAAAUAAUGAUAAAGACAUAUAUAAAGAAAAGCAAAAAAACAAGGAUAUAGCUAAAGAGAAUGCUAAGAAGGGGGAUACAAAAAAAGAACAAGCAAAAGAAAUAGGGAAGGAAAGGGAAAAAGCGAAAGAAAAGGAUAAAGCGAGAGAAAACGAAAAAGGGAAAGAAAAGGAAAAGAAAAAGUCGAAGAAAAAGAAAGACAAAUAUAAAGAAACGGAAUGGGAAAGAGGAAAAGAAAAUGAAUAUGAAAAUGAACGGAAAAAGGAAAAAGAAAUUAAAAGAGGAAGAGAAAAAGAAAAGGAAAAGGAACCAGAAAGAGAACAGGACAAGGAAAAUGAAGAGGAAAAGGUAGAGGAAGGGGAAGAGAAAAAGGAUAGGGAAAGAGAAACAAAAAAAGAACAAGAUAGUGAAAAAGGAAGAGAAAAAGAAAACAAAAUGGAAAUAGAUAAAGAAAUCAAAAAGGAAAAAGAAAAGGAAAAAGUAAAAGAAAAGGGGGAAAAAAAUGAAAAAGAACAACAAGUAAAGGAAGAAACUGGAAAGGAACAGGGAAAAGUAAAAGAAAGAGAAAUUGGAAAAGAAAUAGAAAAGGAAAAGCGAAAGGAAAAUGAAGAAGAGAAAGGAAAAGUUUUUAACAAAGAGCAAGACAAAGAAAAACAAAAGGAAAGAGAAAUAGCAAUAUACAAAGAUAAAGAUAAAGAAAAAGAUAAAGAUAGAGAAAAAGAUAAAGAUGCAGAAAUAGACAGAGAAAAAAACCAGGAAAAAAAUAAGGACAAUGACCAUGAUAAAGAUAAAAAUCAAAACAAAAAAAAGAAAAAAAAUAAAAAAAACGAAGACAUCAAAAACGAAGUAAAUAAAGAAUUAGAAAACAAGAAAGAGGAGGAAAGAGAGCGAUUCUCCGAAGAAAGACGAAGAACGCAACCGGAUAUCCCGGAGUUCGAAAAACCCAGCAAAAGAGGAACUACAGUGGACGAAUUCGAAUUUCCAGGUCUGGAACUCAUCAAGAACGAUCCAGUGGCUCCGACUGGCAAGCUGAAGGUUCCGCCCAAGAGAAAAAAAAGAGACAGGGAUAAGAACGUUUGCAAGGACAAGCCCAAGAAAACCUGCCCACCUUGUCCACCGGCAGGUUGCCAGUGCGAGAUCUGUCGCUUCAUGGAUCGCCCCUACAACGAGCAGGAGGCUCCCUUCAUGCGGGAAAUGAGGCGGGCGGAGCAGAGGCGCCAGCUGCGGGCCUACUACCGCCAGAUGUGCCAUCAGGAAUACAUCCGGGAUCGACGUAAGCCGGAGUACCGGGCGCCCAAGCACCAAUGCGAUCCCAUCUGCUGCUCCAACUUCUUGUGCCGAAAUCCCCGACUCGCCGAGCACUGCGAUUGCCUAGGAGCCGUGCAGGAGCUGCAGAAUCUCCUCUCCGACGCCAAGGACAACGAGGAUCACAGCAAACUGCUCCUGCGAGUCGAGAAUCUUCGGAAACGCGUCUGCCAGCGAAUGUGCGAUUGCAUUCUGGGGUGAGCUGGAUCGGAGGGCAUUCGAGUUAUGGAACGUAAAUUCUUCGUUUUUGGAAAGUACCUAUGUGUGUAAUAUCUGUAUUAUCUGAGUACAUGUUUUAGAUUA